Messenger RNA from Porites evermanni, 939 nucleotides. The record is from the annotation of a GenBank genome assembly. Lineage: Eukaryota; Metazoa; Cnidaria; Anthozoa; Scleractinia; Poritidae.
CUGGUUUACGUCUUUACAGAGAUCAUACUUGAGGAGGUAAAUGUGAAUGAAGAUAUGUUCAGCCCCAGUCUUCUUCGCGUUCUACGCAUCUUUAGAAUUGCCAGGCUUCUAAGGCUGGUGGAGUUUGCCAAGGGAAUACGUCAGCUCUUGUGGGCACUUAUGAUCUCAUUACCAGCUCUCUUCAACGUAGGUGCACUUCUUUUCUUGGUGAUAUUUAUCUACGGAAUCAUCGGCAUGUCAGCGUUUGGACAUGUUAAACAAGAAGGCGGCUUAAAUGACCUUGUAAACUUCGCGACUUUUGGUAGUUCGUUGUCAUUACUCUUUCGUUUGUCAACUGGCGCGGGAUGGAAUGACGUUAUGGAUUCCUUGCUACUGAAACCGCCAGACUGUGAUCCUAACUACAUGAAUCUUCCCCAUGGCAAUUGCGGUUCCUUUGGCGCUAUUCUUUACUUGGUCAGUUACAUCGUAAUUGUUUUCCUUAUCAUCGUCAACAUGUACAUUGCUAUCAUUCUCGAAAAUGUGUACCGUGCUCACGAGAUCGAGGAUUUCUGCAUCACUCAGGAAAACUUUAACAGCUUCUAUGUUUCGUGGGGGGAGUUUGUUCCUGACGGUAAGGUAUAUCUUCCGUUAGCUCAGCUGUCGGAGUUCGUUGCUACUCUGAAGAAACCAUUCAAACUUCCAAAACCAAACACUGAAAUGUUAGGAGAGAUGGACAUACCGUUGAGGUCAGGAGAGGUUGUACACUGUUUUGACCUGCUGAAGGUGCUAGUUAAACAUGUUUUGGAAAAGCAUGGUGAAUCUCCUGAAGUUUUUCAGGAAAUUACUGUGAAAAUGGAGGCUAGAUUUAACAAAUCAUUCCGCGUAAAGAAGGCGAAAUUGUCGAUAACUGGUUCUACUAAAUCGAAAUUAUCUGAAAGUGUGCGCGAGACUGACCUUUGA